AUGGCCGAAGCGCCUCAGGUGGUGGAGAUCGACCCGGACUUCGAGCCACUGCCACGGCCUCGGUCGUGCACUUGGCCCCUACCCAGACCGGAGUUUAACCAGUCGACUUCGGCCACCUCCAGUCCGGCCCCCUCCGGCUGCGGUGGUGGCGGCGGGGCAGGGAAUCCCGGGGAUGCCGCGUCCGCCGCCUCGGCCGCUGUCAGCUCUGACUUCCUCAGCAAUCUGAGCCUCCUGGAGGAGAGUGAGGACUUUGAACAGUCCCCGAGUUCCGUGGCUGCGGCUGCUGCUGCUGCUGCUGCCGCCGUGGCUGCAGCGGCGGCAGCAGCAGCAGCAGCUGCGGCUGCCGCGACCGAAGGACUAUGUCCGGACUUCCAGUGUCCGGAGACCACCUGCCUGCAGCAGCAGCAACAACAGCAACAGCAGCAGCAGCAGCCUGGGCCCCUCCAGCAGCAUCCGCCCGUACCCCCGGCCUCGGCGGGGCCCCUGUCCGGGCAGCCUCGCAAGAGCAGCUCGUCCCGCCGCAACGCCUGGGGUAACCUGUCCUAUGCCGACCUGAUCACCAAGGCCAUCGAGAGCUCCGCGGAGAAGCGGCUCACUCUGUCCCAGAUCUACGAGUGGAUGGUGAAGAGCGUCCCCUACUUCAAGGAUAAGGGGGACAGCAACAGCUCCGCCGGCUGGAAGAAUUCGAUUCGCCACAAUUUGUCCCUGCAUAGCAAGUUCAUCCGAGUGCAGAAUGAAGGAACUGGGAAAAGCUCCUGGUGGAUGCUUAAUCCAGAGGGAGGCAAGAGUGGGAAAUCUCCUCGGAGAAGAGCCGCCUCCAUGGACAACAACAGCAAAUUCGCUAAAAGCAGAGGCCGAGCAGCCAAGAAGAAAGCGUCUCUCCAGUCUGGCCAGGAAGGGAGCGGCGACAGCCCCGGGCCCCAGUUCUCCAAGUGGCCCGCCAGUCCCGGCUCUCACAGCAACGAUGACUUCGAUAACUGGAGUACGUUUCGCCCUCGAACGAGCUCAAACGCUAGUACUAUUAGCGGGAGACUCUCUCCCAUCAUGACCGAACAGGAUGAUCUUGGCGAUGGGGAUGUCCACUCGAUGGUCUAUCCUUCGUCCACCACUAAGAUGGCGUCCACUUUGCCCAGCCUGUCAGAGAUCAGCAAUCCUGAAAACAUGGAAAACCUCUUGGAUAAUCUCAACCUCUUGUCAUCGCCUACAUCCUUAACGGUGUCAACUCAGUCUUCUCCCGCCACGAUGAUGCAGCAGACGCCCUGCUACUCGUUUACCCCUCCGAACACGAGCAUGAAUUCGCCGAGCCCCAAUUACCAAAAAUACCCUUACCGCCAGUCCCCCAUGAGCCCGUUGCCCCAGAUGUCUAUGCAAACCCUUCAAGACAGCAAAUCGAGCUACGGAAGCAUGAACCAAUAUAACUGCCCCGCGGGGCUCCUGAAGGAACUGCUCACCUCCGACUCUCCUCCCCACAACGACAUCUUGACGCCCGUCGAUGCCGGGGUGGCUCAGCCGGGUGGCCGGGUGAUGAGCCAGAACGUGCUGAUGGCCCCGAGCCCGGUGAUGCCGGCCUACGGCAACCAGGCGUCCCACAACAAGAUGAUGGGCGCCAACGCCCACCCGCACCCGGGACACUCUGCGCAGACCUCUGCCGUCAACGGGCGUGCCUUGCCCCACGCGGUGAGCGCCAUGCCUCACACCCCGGGCUUGAGCCGCCUGACCCCCGGGAAGCCGUUGUUGCAAGUGCCUCUGACCCACCCCAUGCCGAUGACCGCCGUGAGCCCGUACCCGGCCGUGAACAGUUGCAACGGCUACGGAAGGAUGGGCCUUCUCCACCAGGAGAAGCUCCCCAGUGACUUAGACGGCAUGUUCAUCGAAGGCUUGGACUGCGACAUGGAGUCCAUCAUCCGCAACGACCUCAUGGACGGAGACACGCUAGAUUUUAACUUUGACAAUGUGUUGCCUAACCAAAGUUUUCCGCACAGUGUAAAGACGACGACACAUAGCUGGGUGUCGGGCUGAGGGAGUGAGCAGGCUACACUUAAAAGUACUUCAGAUUUGUCUGACAGCAGGAACUGAGAAAAGCAGUCCAAAGAUGUCCUUCACCCUCGUUUUAGUUUUCUUGAUAGAAAAAAACACAACGCAACGCAACAAAAAGCAAAAACCAACCCAUGUUCCUUUUUUUCCUUUCGUCAGACUUGGCAGCAAAAAUACUUUUCCUGUACAGGAUGUUUGCCCAAUGUUUGCAGGUUAUGUGCUGCUGUAGAUAAGGACUGUGCCAUUGGAGAUUUCAUUCAUUACAAUGAAGUGCCAAACUCACUACACCAUGUAAUCACAGAACAGACUUUCGGAUCAUGGAGAGCUUUAGAGUUUGUAUAUAAGCAGUAGAUUCAGAAUUGUGUGUGUGCGUGUGUGCGCCUGUGUGUGUGUUUAUAUGUUUUUGUUUUUUAAGAAGAUCCAUUUGGUCCAAGGAAAGUUUAUACUCUUUUUGUAAAGCCGUGAUGGUCUCAUGUCCUAAGUAAGUUAAUCAUUUUUGUUCGUGCUACCUGUGUUCCUCUGAACUGAACUGAUGACUCACAGUGAACCAAGAUCUCCAUUCAGUGGCUUCAGGACAGCCUCGGACUUUAUUCAGGUUGCCACAUAAUUCAUAUGAGAAAGAAAUAGCCUGUUAGGAAUCAGCAGAGGUAAUUGACUUGUGAACGGUUUUGAAACAAUAGAUUAAAUACCAGCUCACACAAGUCUUUUCUAUUGUUUUGUUUUUGUUUUUGUUUUUUAUUUGGAGGUGGGGUGGGUAGCACACUGGUGCAAACAUUUAAAUGGUUCUGAUUUCCAAAUGAAUGAUUUUUAUUGCUCUUGAGACUUCAGAUAAUUUUUUUUGGGAGGGGGGAGGGAAUAGAUAUUGAACUGUAAUGUUUUCUUAAAAUUAGAGUCUACUUUGUUACAUGGUCAGCUUGUAAAUUUAUGGAAUCACAGAUAUUGGGCAGCAUUCAUAAUGUUCAUUUUGUAUUUUUAACUGGAUUCGUACUAAUUUUAUAUGUGCUUAACUGGUUUGUACACCUUGGGAUGCUACUUGGUGAUAUCUCCAUGACUCAUCUAAAAAAGAAAUGAAGUCAUAAUUAGGAUUUGAAUACUAAGCAUUUCUGUCCCAUUUUGGGGAGAGGAAAGUGAUGUAUAGUUCUAGACACUUGGCAUUUCGUGUUUAAGAGAUCUAAUCUGCGUUUUAUAUAUACGUUUUUAGAAACUUCAUCUGCUUCUCUUUCCAUGUUAACAAUGAGUACCACAAAGUGUUAAGUAUUCUUUGAUAGAUGCUUGUAUAAUGCUUUGUCACCUUUGUUUCCUAGAGGUCUCAUCAUGUUUUAGACCAGGAAAGGGGGGGAUGCAGAACCUUCAUCCGAAUGGGCGUAGAGUCAUAGAUCGAGAGUGGGAAGGGACCCCAGAAGGCCCAAUAGAGUUCAAUUCUCUAAAUUUUACAAAUGAGGAAUUUGAGGCCCAGGAAUAUAAAGUGAUUGGACGAAGGUCACACAGCUGGUGAGCGCUUGCUAGAGGUGGGAUUUGGAUCCAGGUCUUUGACUCUAAAACCAAAACUCUUUCUUUAGUACCACACUUGCAAUGUUCUUAUUUUUACAAACUGGAGUUUAUAAUGAAAAGUUCAUGUUCAGUUUAGCUUUAGAAAAAAAGUCUGUCAGAUAUUUUGGUCAUGUACCCCUACCCUGUAUUUGCUAUAUCCCAAAAGGUUGGGACUAUUGUCCUCCCUUGAAGUUUUGUUUACAUACGUGUGUGUAUACACACAUACACACACACACAUCAACCACCCCUUUUUCUUCUCCUCAAAUCACUUUACUGCACGAUGCACAUUAAUUUGGGGGUGAGGAUUUUUAAAUGAAGCAAUACUGAUUAUUGAAGACUUGGUAGUCAUAAUACAGGUGGGUUUUAAUAACCACACCGACCCUGAAAAGGAGUUGUUUCAGAAUCUCUAAUUGAUGCCUCUUCAAAAAAGAAAAACCUUACUUAAUACUAGUCAAGAAUUUGAAGAUUCUUCAGCUUUAAGUAACUUAAUUCAUCAUUCCCAUCACUAUAUUUAAUACUUUUCAAUUACCUGUAACUUGUAGGCCAAGUUAAUUGGAGCUCAAGUCCCAUUUAAUCAAUCAGUAUUUUCAAGUCAUUCUUUGAAUGUUCCAAGACGACAAAAUAAAAGACCAGGUGCACAACAGUCUUCAUUUUGGCUUGUUAGGAGCAUUCUGAUUUCUUUGCAUUUGUCUGUGUACUUAGUCCAAAUCACACUUCCUUUGUCUUGCAUGUUAAUUGCAUCUCUCUUGGCUUUUCUCAGCCUUUCAACCAGGCUUGACAAAAAUGCAGCCACUGUAGAUGACAGACAGUCUAUAGGCCAGCUCUAUUAUAGGCCUCCCACUGUGGCAUUCAUCAUUGGAGUCGCCGAUGAUCUCAAGUCAUGGAAAAUCCUCCCAACCACCAAAUACACAGCCAUCUCCAUUGGUGGCCACUCCAAAAAAUGGCCUCCCCAUCUGCCAAGUAGUACAAUAUUUGCAGUGUGUGCCUAUUUGCUUAUUUUAAAUCUUAGCUUCCCUAAUUAGUAGCCUCCCUCUGUCAAAUAUAACAUGUUAAGCCAUGGUGCCAAAGUAUCUUUUAAAUUUUAUAUUCCUUACCCUACCAUUUACCACAAAAUAUACCCUCCCCCCACCAUAGUGUGAGCAAAAAAAAAAAAAGGUAUUUUAAUUAGAGAAGCAAGCAAUUAAAAUUACCUUGUGAACCUUUGAUUAUAGGGUAGACUGAUACACUUUUUUUUCUUUCUACUUUCUUGGGCCCAUGUCUUUGAAUUUCUUUUUCCCUCAGUCUCUUUGAAUUUCGAAUAUCAAUCCCAUACAACUCUGGGACAUCAUGAAGUCCGAUGAAGGGCAUUUUGUCUGUUUUGAUAGCAAACAUUAUGUGACCUCUAGUAAUUUUUUUUUCCAAUAAGAAUACUGUUUCUGGAGUAAUUUAGUUUUGUCAAUUAUUGUAAAUGAUUGCUUUGUGAAAUGUGCAAAUGAUCUUACCUAUGCAGCCAUGUUUGAUUUAUUUCCUCUGGUUUGUACUGUUAUUAAAAGUAUAUUGUAUUAUAGAACUAUUCAGAUAUUUUAAAUAUAAAGAUGUAUUGUUUCCGUAAUAGAUGUAUGGAAUAUAUUUAGGUAGUAAAUGCAUUAAAUUGGAAAGCUCUGCUUUAGCAAACUGACAAAAUGCUUAAGUUUAUAAGCAAAAGUUGUAACCCAAUAAGUGGUAAAUGAACAGAGCAUCCCUAAGAAGAGAACAGAAAAUCUACAAUUGGACCAAUUUUCAAAUAGUAUAAAAUUUGCACUUGUUAAACCACUGGAUGUAUGUUAUCAAUACUUUCUCCCUUCCUCUUCCCCUCCAUCUCCUUUUAUUUGAAAUUCCUCCUUUCAACUCUUUGGUUUCUUAAUUUAUAACUAAUUUUUAAAAAGGUGUAUCCUUGUGUUUUGUUGUUUUGUUAUGGCAAUCAUUACAUCUAAAUGCAGUAUGGUUUAUGCAAACAAAACACAACUUGGCAUUGAAACUGGCCUCCUAUUUGAAGGUGUUCCACAGCCCAGCAUAUGACCAGGGUAGGCAUGGAUACUCAUUUGUUCACACAGUGGUCCCAGCCUCUGGCUCCUCACUCUGGUUCAGUAACAUUGCAGACUUCAAGUUCAUACUUAGAUCUUUUCUGAGAAGUGCCUGAUGAUGAUGUACUUACAGACACAAGAACAAUCUUUGCUAUUAUUGUAUAAAGCCAUAAAUGUAUAUAAAUUAUGUUAAAA
Monodelphis domestica (gray short-tailed opossum) is the source of this 5801-nucleotide messenger RNA. It is a transcript of the gene FOXO1, whose product is annotated as forkhead box O1. Gene Ontology annotation, molecular function: DNA-binding transcription factor activity, RNA polymerase II-specific; RNA polymerase II cis-regulatory region sequence-specific DNA binding. Gene Ontology annotation, cellular component: nucleus. The record is from RefSeq and is a predicted model, not a curated record. Lineage: Eukaryota; Metazoa; Chordata; Mammalia; Didelphimorphia; Didelphidae. Gene Ontology annotation, biological process: regulation of transcription by RNA polymerase II; insulin receptor signaling pathway.